AUGGUUUACAGGGAAGACAUCCGAGGGGCAUCCGGAAGCGUCAAAAAGCGUACUCGAGCUCAGGACAAACUGGCUCGGGCAGCGGCUGAUCUUCGCCUGCGUGCUGAUAUCUAUAGAUUGGCUCGGAAGGCAGCUGACCACCUUGGUGGACUUGAUCCCAAGUACCAACCACUAGAAGAGAAAGACUUGGAGGCAAGAUCAGCCGCAAUCCAUGCGAGUGUCCGGGGCACCAAAAACGAACAUCUACCUUGGAUAUGGCGAGUUGAAGUUGAGGAGGCAGAGAGGAGUGACAAAUCAAAGUUCAUGGACACAUUUGACCGGAUUCAAUGGAUGCGUGCCAAAUGCCGGAGGGAUCGCUGGGAGGAAGAACUUAUUCUUCUCCACGAGGAGAUGAAACGAGUGCCCAAAUCAUUCAUGCACGAAGCCACACAGUGGAAACAUCGUGCCAACGAGGGAGAAGGGUGGUAUUCAGCGUUUGCUCAUAGUCAGCACGCAAGGUGGAUGAACUUGAAAGCCAUGGCGGAUGGGAUCUUCAGCACCCUGCCGGACGCACCAUCCGGUGUGCUUGCAUAA
Coniophora puteana RWD-64-598 SS2 is the source of this 573-nucleotide messenger RNA. RefSeq lists its product as uncharacterized. The coding region runs from base 1 to 573 and encodes 190 amino acids. NCBI's taxonomy places the organism in Eukaryota, Fungi, Basidiomycota, Agaricomycetes, Boletales, Coniophoraceae. The record is from RefSeq and is a predicted model, not a curated record. The transcript has 2 exons.